AUGGCAGAUGAAGCACUGAUGAAAGCUGGCUUAUAUCUAGAUGCUUUCAGCAAAAUACGUCUUCUCCAGCCGGGUAUUGCGGAUGUUUCUAACGAACUUGUUGAAGAAGCGAAAGAAAUUGUGAAUAAAUUGAACACUUUCAAUGACGCUACAGAAGCAAUCAUAAAAGCAUUUGAUGGAGUAAGGCUACGACAAAAUUAUUAUAUCUCUUGUGUUAUGGAAUGCAGUGAAAUGUUAUGA
Brugia malayi is the source of this 240-nucleotide messenger RNA. RefSeq lists its product as uncharacterized. NCBI's taxonomy places the organism in Eukaryota, Metazoa, Nematoda, Chromadorea, Rhabditida, Onchocercidae. The record is from RefSeq and is a predicted model, not a curated record. Bases 1 to 240 code for a protein of 79 amino acids. The transcript has 2 exons.